AUGGUGAGUGACGUCAGCACGAAUUGGCUCCAGUUGUUGCUCAAGGAACUCCGACGCAUUGCUGCCCAGCUGCAGGCCAAGCCAUUAAGUGUACAGGAUCAGACGGAAUAUGCGGCAGCAGUGCAAUUUAUUGAGCUGCGGGUGCCGGUGCUUGGAAACGAUGAGUGGAAGGCGUUGGUGUCGAGCGGCGCCGUCUCGGAGGUGUUUGAGUUUGCGGUGGGGAGCGUCUUAGAGGAUCCGCUCUCGUGCAUCGCCGUCCAGUCAUGGGCGGGCGCCAUGGAUGCUCUUUUGGUGCGGACGAAACCUUCUGUCAGCGCCGCCCACCACAUCCCACAGCUGUGGGACGCGGCGAGGCGGUUAGCGAAGGAUCGUAGCGGCAACAACGUCAUACUUCAUGCUGCACUGAAACUGCUACGGGUUUUUCUCCAUCGGUCUCCAGUAAAUAUUGACUGCACACCGCGGUACCAUCUUCCCCACCCUGUCAAGACAGUAAGUGUCGCUCCGCGGUUGGCUGCCCUGGAGCUAGUUCCAUAUAUCAUUCUACAGCCUUAUAAAUGCGCUCAACAACAACAACAACAACAACAACAAUAUCCACAAGAGGAGCGAACGGGCAGCCCCACACCAUUAAAUUCGCUUCCAAGGCGGCUGGUUUUGGCGGCACCUUGGGUAGAUUACUUACGCAAGGCGGUGGGUUGCUCUAUUCCUGUAGUACGAGAAAAGGCACUGGAAAGCAUAUUUGUCCUGCUAAAGGAGGGCGUUGUGCUGGAUACGGUUCAAUUCAACGUCAUUCUUGACAUGAUGCUCCGUCUUGCCGAAUCAGAGGAAAUAUCUUCCAAGAUUGAAAAUGUUUUGGGUACCGUCAUUGGGUUUUUGUUGAAUACCGCACAGCACGGAAGUGAUUGGACACACUUUGCCGCAACAAAUGCUGCUGACGCUGGAGAUAUGAUCAGGCGUAUAUUUCACCCUCGUGCGAUGACGCAUGCGACACAACGUGUCCUUUCAGUGGCAAUUGGGGAACUUUUAGUUCAGACCGUCUCAUCAGAGUGGAUGGAGAAUGCUGUAGCCCGUAUUUUUGAGCUGUUGCAACCAACCCCGUAUGAUGACCGCAUGUACAUGCCAACCAUUGUCUCUCGGGCUGUGUUACUGUGGGCGUCGCGUAUGGGUUCCGACAUGUUCCGCGGUUCCCUUGUGGAGAUUCUCGUACGUUUUCUCGAUGCAUCAUGUACGAAGAGUGUUACACAUACUGCCUUGUUGUGUUUGACGGGCGUCGUUCGCAUGAUUGUUGCAACUAGUGACUUUGCCACCGUGCUUUGGGCACAACUUUUGCAGAUACCAGUGCGGCACCCAUCCCUCAUGCAAGUGACAAGCGAAGCCAUGGCGUGUCUUGCGCAUCAAAACGAAGUUUGUGGUCGGGCGUUGCUGCGGCGGUUAUACACCGCAAGUACUGAAAUUGAAACUGAUAAACCACUCCCAACAUCCGUCGCGCUGCACGCAAAAGCACUCCUUGCCAUGCCAGCCGAGUUUUUGCAGCGGCCAUGCGUAUUGGAGACCCUUCGUGCCCUUUUUGCAUCUUUUAGUAUUGGCAUUACACCUCCGAAGGUGGAGGUGAUUUUUUUUAGACGUGUUGAGUACUUUAAUCGAAUUGCGCUUCUGCUACUCAAACAUCAGCGUGAUCAGUUGUCUCCCGCAACUGUCACGAAUCUCAAGAUGUCCGUGCGGGUUUUUUUAAGUCUUCUUGUUAAUAAUCCUUCUGGUACAUCACUUUAUGCGCGUGCUGCGAGUUCCGCAUGCGCCGUACUUGCAGAAGUUGGUGCGUCCGACAUUGAGCUGAAGCUUGUAUUCGCGUUGUUAGAUACGCUUGAGGCGGCCGGUUUCUCAUCACAGCAGUCAGUGUGGUCUGCGGCGUAUGCGCUGUUUACUGGUACGCCCUGGUUGGUCUGCUCAGAUGGCAUGGGUAAGCGUGGCAUCUUGGCAAAAGCACUUGCGGAUGUGUCUGAUGCCAACCGCGACGGUGUACCUUGUGCAGCAGAAGAACAAGGCGAAAUUAGUGACAUGGGGGGGACACGACUUGUAGGUGUGGCAGAGGAAUGCCUUGAUGACUAUCAACGUCUUUUGCCGAAUAUGACGCAAAAGCCGCAGGCAGUUGCCACGUGGCGUGCGGUUUCACUGAUUGUUGGUGGUUGCACGGAGAGGGCGGGGGAGGAAUGUGUGCAGCGUGUGUUUGUUAGCCUGCGGGAGUGGUGCGCUGCCGCCGAGGCGGACCCGGUAGUGACGGCGUGGAACGUUCUGUGCUGCCUCAACGGCAUUUUCGCGCGGUGUGACAGUGAACACGAAUGGGUGAAGACAUCAGCGAUGGAAUGGUUUACGUUUGUGGAAAGACACUGGCUGUCAUCGAGUGUAUGGGCAGUGCGGCGUGCAGCAACACAGUUGUUGGCACGUCUGGCGGUAAUUACAAGACAACUUGACGACUUCACUUCCGUCGUCGUGAAAAACUUCAACGACGGCGAGGAUGCCUACCGCCUCAGCGGUGUCCUACUCGCUCUGGGCGAGAUGCACGGGACCGGAAGCAGUGCCACCGCAUCCAUGGCGAUCUCUUUUGUACUGCGUGUGUUGAGGCAACACGGUGUGAGUGGCGGCAUGACAGUUGCGGCUGCCGCAUUGGUGGCAAUGGUACGCAUGACGCCACGACACUCGCAACUCAUCAAUUCCGUCUUACCGGCCGCUUUGGUGGCACAACUCCUUUUGCCUGCCAUGACAACAAUAGUUGACCCAUUCGUCUUUGUUCUUUUACUCGAGCUGUUUUUGAUUUUAUUACCGCAUGAGCAGGCGAUGGUGAACAAAGGUGUGAAUGUCUGCGUCCGGGGCGUGAUACAAAUUCUAUUCUCCUCUCGAGCACUCCAUGAUGAAGUCACCAGUGCCGUGCUGAACACGGUGCGUCUCGCUGUGAAUGAUCCAAAACAUACACCGACGGAUGCGAUGGCAAAUGUAUCUGCUUCUUUUCUGACUGCUUUAAAUUCCCUCGCCCUUAAAAAGGAGAUGUUGGGGCUUUUGGAAGGCAAUGGUCGCUUUAACGACUCCGUUUCCCGAGCAGCAGCAGAGAUGCUUGGGGUUUGCUGCAGUGUUGUUAGUACGGUGGAUUUUUUUCGUGCUUCACUUUUGAGAAUUGCACAAAUGUUGGAUGCGGCGGUUUCUACGGAAACUCGUAAUGCAUGGAUAAAUGUGGCUCGUAUUAUCCUGCAAAACUCCGACCGGAAGCACUUAAGCGUAUUUCUGGAGGAAAUGGAGCUCAUUAUGCGAGGGAAGCCAGCGCAGCUUUGUGGUGGAGAGUGCACCAGGCAUGAGCCGCUAAUGAAUAGCAACCACGAGGAGGAAAUGGGGGAGUUGUCGUCAGCGAAGAAAACGAACAUGAAUGGAAAGAGGGACGACGACGAGAAGCAGGUGCAAAUGGUGGCAAGUGAAGUGGGGUCCAAACUGGCGGUCUUGUCAAUGAUGACUGAAAUGAUGCGGCAGCCAGAUCUAUACGUGAAUUUGGAGGGCGAUGCUCUUGUGCGCUACCUGAAUUUGCUUUUUUGGUCCGUUUCGCUUGCGGAAGUGGAGCCUCUUUUUAUACGGCCUGCAGUUAAUGCCCUUCUCAUCGUCGUGGAGAAAUAUGGUAACCGAGUAAAGGAUAUUUCAACACCGUUUUUGCUUCCCUGGCGUGUCAUGUUAGUGAGCGGCAUGCGGAGAGUUAUCCAGAGCUCCGUCUUUUGUUGCGAAGAGAGUUGUCUGCUCGCAGAGAGUUUUAUCAACUGCAAUUUGGCAGAUGACAAUAGUGUACGCCGUGUAGUUUUAGCUUUGAUGACACUAUUAGAAACACUGGAGAGAUGUGAUGCGGACUACGAGGCCAUUGUUCACGGCGGAUGUGGGCGUGUUGUCUUGGCGCUUUCGGCUUGCCGCACACGAGCGGCAGCGGCAGGUUGGUUGCAGGCAGAAGAGGCUGCAUUGGAGGCCCUUGCGUCAUUGAGUGGGCAGGCGGCUGUGGCUUUAAUAAGCAACCAGUUGGUGGCAUCCAUGGCAAUGGUGCACGGAUUUGAACCGGCGUAUGAUAUGAGUUUAACAACUCUAGAUGAAUGCACACACGCCGAUCUUGCUGCCGUUCUUGGUGUUCUGGAGAAUAUGUGCUCCGCUGUGCAGGCGCUGGGCCCAACCGUCCGCCACGCGGCAGGAUGCCUUUUGUGUUUGGUGAUAUGUACUCCAGGCGUAGCAUUGCGUCCCUUACGAACCAUUGUGCCCCUUCUAUCCACAAAGCAUCAGGAACUCAUAGCAAGCACAGCGUUUGGGCUUCUCUUGCAGGAGGGUGAUGAAGCGCUAAACGAUGAGGAUGCCACUUAUUUGCUGGAGAUUGCCGCGGCAACAACCUGUGAGAAGUCUGCGGCUGAAGUAGAAACGGUCUUGUUGGCGCUGGCAACUCAUCAUCGCCCCUGUGUAGGCUCUCUCGCCAGUCUACGCCUUGCCGUUGAGGCUUCUUGCAGCGUUGCCUGCAUCAACACCGUUUUGCGUUCUUUUGACGUUGAUGUUUUAGUCGUGGGUGACGAGCCCACACCGGCUACAAGGGCGUACAUGCAGCACAUUUCGGAGGAGAAGCGACGGGAGAUGGCACUUGCGACUGCGUGUGGGUUUGUGCUUCUGCAACUUAUUAAUUUGGCGGACGAGCAGCAGCAGCCGUUGUUUGUGGGAUCGCGUGUUAUGGAGGCCGCAUUAUCACGCCUUAUGGAGGCUCUGGCCCGAAGCGCUGACCCGUUGGCGUUGCUGCAGCGCGUGUUUCCCAAAAUGCAUCAAGACGUGCGUCUGUGCAGCAUUAUUUUUACUGCGUGUUCCUCGGCGCAUCAGCCCGAGCUGCGGCGGCAGUGGUCGCCAUGCGUACAGCACGCACUGCUGUGCAUCAUUCACAAGGAAAUGCUCCUCCAAGAGAAGCACAGUUCGCUGGUGCUGGAACGCGUCCGUCUCUUCAUUCGCGCCCUGCUGAUAUUGGAGGCAGAAUCAUCUUUUUACGUUGACGCGACAGACACGAUGUUUUCCCUCUACCCCGAUGCCUGCGCCGCGCUGACGCAGCAGUUGAUGCGCCAUCAUGUGUGCGAGUUGAAGUCUGUCAUUCAAUCACUUUGCAGCGAGAAGGCUGCGACGUUGCGUCGACUCAUGCAACUGCAGGGUUUUGGGGAAACACCGCACGAGUCGUCCCUAAAGAUGGAGGGAGGGUCGCAGCACAACCACACGGCGACAGCAGUUCCGCAACGUCUUACCAUAAAUCUGUCGUCGUACACAUGA
Messenger RNA from Trypanosoma cruzi, 5304 nucleotides. RefSeq lists its product as uncharacterized. Bases 1 to 5304 code for a protein of 1767 amino acids. The record is from RefSeq and is a predicted model, not a curated record. NCBI's taxonomy places the organism in Eukaryota, Euglenozoa, Kinetoplastea, Trypanosomatida, Trypanosomatidae. The transcript has a single exon.